Contarinia nasturtii (swede midge) is the source of this 1218-nucleotide messenger RNA. RefSeq lists its product as uncharacterized. The transcript has 3 exons. The record is from RefSeq and is a predicted model, not a curated record. The coding region runs from base 203 to 1057 and encodes 284 amino acids. NCBI's taxonomy places the organism in Eukaryota, Metazoa, Arthropoda, Insecta, Diptera, Cecidomyiidae.
ACAAGUGACAAGAAGAUCAAUGCGUACAUUCGAUAAACAUAUUGCCUGCGAAUCAACACGAAAAAAUAAAAACGAAUUUCGAUUUCGUUAAAAUUGCACUCACCAUUUUAAAUAAAAUUCAUUUUGAUCGUUUCAAAUUUUUUGGAAAUUUUAUCGUAAUUUGACAGUGACUUUUAAAUAUAUAACAAAAAAUAUAGUAAAAAUGUACUCGAUGAGUUCAGUGGCUACGAAUGAACAGCCGAUUCCAAGUGAAAUCAAUCAAAGUAAUCUCGUCACUCCGUAUUCGUCGCCAUUUAUGUCCAGACCGUCACUUUUUUCAAGUUCACACCAUCAGCAUCAACAGUAUGAGACUGUUGUUAAUCCACAAUCACCGAUACCACAAUCAAAUGUAUUUCAAUGGCCAAUGCGCGCACAUGAAAUGGUUUCUUCACCAGAAUCUCGAUUUUCGUCAUUGGAUGUGCCAGAAAAUGGUGUGCCUUGGAAGUGUCCACAGUGGAUGGCCAAUCAAAAUAUUCAACCUGGCUCGUAUAUGAAUUUUAAUGCGCAACAAUCACAUCAUCAACAACAACAACUACGAUUCUCAGUGCCAUUCAAACGAAAAGCAACAGCAGAUGCAGAGCCAAUUCAAUCGAAACAACUGAUAACGGAAGAAAAGAUGGCCGCACAUCUGAAUGGAUUACAUAUUUCAUCCGAUUUCACCGCACAUGAUAUAAAUCAAACAACGAAUGAAGCAUCUGAUAUUGAUUCAUUCAGUUCGUAUCCACCUUCGCUCCAAGACAUCGAAGAAAAAUUGAAACGGGCUCAAAAGAUCACGGUAGCAGAGGUGGUGAAAAGUAUUCAAGAGGAGCCCUUAUUGCCAGCAGCCAUAAUGGAACGCUUCGAAAAACCAUGCAAAGCUCUCGUCAUUUGGCAACCGCCGCAAAAAAUUACCGAAUAUAUCAUAUCAAAGGCAGUGCAAGAACAACAAAACAGCGAUGAUGAAAAUGCCGAUAAUAACAAUGUCGAAUUUACGGAUGCAACAAAUACAUUCGACUCGCAAAUGGAUUUGGAUAGUUAAGUUUGUAUUCAUUACAAUAAUUAGUUGGUAAUUUCAUACAUGAAUGUUAACGUUUAAGCCUUCCCUCAUAAAACAUUGUUGUCACACGACGAUUAAAAAUCAUCAACAAUGAAAACGUAAAUAAAAGGAAAAUUCGGAAGUUUUUUUUAAUGUAACAUAAA